UACUUUCACUAUAUAUAAACAAUGUAUCAUGAGUCUGUAUUUACUAUCUUCUCGUCUUUCGCACUUUUUCUCUAUUCUCGAAGGAAGAACUAGAAAUCGUCUUCUCGUGCUCUUCAUUUUCUUCAACAGAUCUGCAGAUUAGCGCCGUAAUAGAGGUUUCAUGUUGUGAAGACAGUGAAGUUUCGAGUGUGGUUAAAAGUCUUUGGUGGAGCUCCAGAAAAGCAUGGUUAUACCCAGUGAAGAUGUGCUGCUAAUAUGACGGGCAGAUGUAUGGAAAUUCUCGUUUAAACCAUGGCCUAAAUUAGUUCGUAGCAGCAGACUUCCUCUUCUCCUAGGGCGCCAUUUUGAGAAAUGAAUUUUUAUUUUUUAUUUUUCAUGUUUACUGCAGCCUGGACUGUAAAUUUGAUGGUUGAUAAUCAUUGAACGGGGAGAAGUAUUAUGGACGUUGAAAGUUUCCACGGGAAGAGUGAAUGCAAAUAAGAAGUAUCUUAUUACCUCUUCAUGAGAAAAGCAAUGAUUUGGUAUUCCUUUCUCGUUCAUAUACCCAAAAUCCACAAACCAAUCUUCCAAAUUUCACUCCUUUCCUCAAUUAGCCUCCAAAGACUAAAUUUUUCAUUACCUUCCCGUCAAUUUUCUUUCUCCAGAUCAUUCCAAAACCCAGAUAAUCUUGAUAAAAAUCCAAAUAUUUUUAGCCGCAAAGACUGGUUAAGCCCAUCUGAAGUCAUCAAAAUUUUUGAAAGCCUCAGAGACCCAAAUUUAACACAGCCUCUCUUUAAGCAAAUUUCAGACCGCAAAGACUACACACCAAAUGAAGCCCUUUAUAUGGCUGUCAUCAACAAGCUGGCACUUGCCAAUGAUUUUGAUGGGAUUGAAACCCUCAUGCAAAGAAUCAAGCUUGAGAGGAAAUGCAGGCUUUCUGAUGAAUUUUUCCGCAAUGUUAUCAAGAUUUAUGGGCAUUCGGCUGGGAGAAUAAACAGGGCCAUUGAAACCCUCUUCGAUAUGCCUAAUUACAAAAGCUGGCCAAGUGUGAAAACCUUUAACUUUGUGUUGAAUUUGCUAGUCUCAACCAAGCAAUUUGAUGUUGUGCAUGACGUUUACAUGGGAGCUUCGAAGUUGGGUGUAGAGAUUGACGCUUGUUGUUUGAAUAUCAUCAUUAAAGGGUUGUGUGGGUGUGGGCAGAUGGAAGCUGCUUUCUCUGUGCUUGAUGAAUUUCCUAAGCAAAAAUGCAAGCCUAAUGUGCGUACCUUUUCGAUUAUGAUGCAUGGGCUUUGUGAGCGUGGUCUUGUUGAUGAAGCCUUUAAUUUGUUGGAAAGGAUGGAAAUGGAGGGUGUGGAGCCAGAUGCAAUAGUGUUUAACAUCUUGAUUUUGGGGCUCAGGAAACGAGGGAGAGUUGAAGAGGGGAUUAAGCUUUUCGACAGGAUGAUGCUAAAAGGGUGUGAUCCAAAUUCGGGGACUUAUCAAGAGGUUUUGUAUUGUUUGCUUGAUGCGAAGAGGUUUGUUGAAGCAAAGGAUUUUAUGAGGAAGAUGAGUGACAGAGGGUUGAUAUCGAGCUUCGAGUCUUAUAAGUUGGCGAUACAUGGUUUUUGUAGUGAGAAUCUUGUGGAAGAUUUAGAUUGGGUGUUGAGGCAAAUGGUAAGGCAUGGAUUUGUGCCAAAAAUGGGAAUAUGGAAGCGAGCUCUUCAUUGUGUUUUCUUGAAUAGUCAUAUGAUUAAUCUUGAUCAUAUUUAUUACGAAGAAAUCAUAAAAAAUUAAUCAUAUAAGAACCCAAAGAUCAUCACAUUGUUUAACUACUGCUCUUUGUCCUACCAAAGUAGUUGACAGAUCUGUGUCUAGACUCUGGAUAGGGAGUGACUUCCAUUUCUCUAGUUCAUAUUGAAACAACUGAGAGGAGAUGAGUCCAUUCAAUGAGUGAGGGUGAGAUCUCAAUGCAACUUUUGACAAGCACAGAUUCAAAUUUAUUUAUACUGUCUGAUGUAGUGUGUCCAUUGCUUGCACCUUCUUGCAGGAAACGGAACAGAUUACUGCCUACAAGUCCAGGAAUGAAAGGAACAUAUGAAGAAAAUGAUGAUUAUUCAGUUUAUCCAGCAGAUCUUAGGAUGUUUUCAAGAAUUGGCAUAGAAACGUAAAGCCAUGUAACUGUUUUUUUACCCCUAGUGUAAGAAUAUAGGUGGAGAUCUUCCUCGUAGAUUUAAAUGAAGGAAAUGUACUAGGCAACUGGGUGGCAACGAUUCAAUAUUUCUUUUUCCGUUUUACGAUUCAGAUUGGAGAUGACUCUGGGUUUGGGGUUGGGAUGGGGGGUUGUUUCUUUUCUUCAUGAAGUGCCUAAACAGUUCCCAACAUUUAGAUCGUUUGGCUAAUCGCGUGUUCAACCUUCAAAUUUCAAAUACGGACUUUUGAGUCCCUAAUGUUUAGUAUUGUGAUUCUCUCUUGUAGUGGGAACAGAACGUUGACCAAAGAACUGGCUGAUGUUCAUCAACAUAGUUAGUACUUUGUACCAACUUGUGUAAUACCGUGGAAACUUCGUCAAUUACUGGUUAAGUGACUCAUUUACGAA
Messenger RNA from Olea europaea var. sylvestris, 2554 nucleotides. RefSeq names its product pentatricopeptide repeat-containing protein At3g14580, mitochondrial-like. Lineage: Eukaryota; Viridiplantae; Streptophyta; Magnoliopsida; Lamiales; Oleaceae. Gene Ontology annotation, molecular function: protein binding. The transcript has 3 exons. The coding region runs from base 502 to 1752 and encodes 416 amino acids. The record is from RefSeq and is a predicted model, not a curated record.